Molecule: messenger RNA, 402 nt
Organism: Orbilia oligospora ATCC 24927
Lineage: Eukaryota; Fungi; Ascomycota; Orbiliomycetes; Orbiliales; Orbiliaceae
Exons: 1
Coding region: 1-402 (133 amino acids)
Source: RefSeq, a predicted model, not a curated record
AUGAUGCUCUCACAUAUCUCCCCAAGGCCAUCCUCCGCUCAAACAGAAUAUCCUGCCCCAUUUUCCCGGCCACUUAUGGCAACCGGCGGCAGCCACAACAGCAACAACAAAGAUAGAAGUAACAACGACGGCGGUCAACCUGAGGAUGCAGCCUAUGCACUGCUCCUCCAAGAAAACAAAAUGCUCAAGAUAACCAUCUUGGAGCUACAAAUUGCGCAAUGCCGCAACUUGGCUUUGAUCGACUGUUUUGGUAACGGUCAGGUCAACGGCCCCGAAAAUGGACCGCCAUCUCAGAGGCAGGGGGUGUUGAGAAAUCGGAUGGAGGAGCUAGAGGCUAGGCUUCUAAAGAUGAGGGAGGAAGGUUAUGAGAAUACGGGGCUGCAGAGGAACAAUAAUGGAUGA